AUGGCGGCGACAUCUCAGGCUCAGUUGUUCUGCUUCCCCGCCGUUCAUCGUAGCCUACACAUCCAACAACGCCGCUCUCUUCCAUGCCUUUCCUUUCGCACCUCCAAGUUAUCAGUUGCUAUGAGUCUGGAGAGGCAUGAAGCAGAGACUGCUGAUACUGAAACACGAAAUUCACUAAGUUAUGCAGAUGAUGAAUCAAAAUUGAAUGUCGAAGGAAAGCAGGAGUCAUAUUCAAAAAUUGAAGAAAGUGGAUCAGAAAAAUUAGGGUUAGGAGAGGCAACGCAGCAAGGUGUUGUUGAUCAGCAGAAAAAGACUGCAAUAAUUCAUGAUUUUUGUUUAGGAAUUCCAUUUGGUGGAUUUGUUUUAACAGGAGGCAUUAUUGGAUUCCUUUUUUCAAGGAGUCCUGCAACACUGGCUAGUGGUGUGCUAGUUGGUGGUGCUUUACUAUUCCUCAGCACCCUUAGCUUGAAGGUCUGGAGGCAAGGAAAAUCGAGUUUACCAUUUAUUCUAGGACAAGCAGCAUUGUCAGGGAUCCUUAUCUGGAAGAACUUUCAGAGCUACUCAUUGGCAAAGAAAAUAUUUCCAACCGGCAUCAGUGCUAUUAUAAGUUCUGCAAUGCUCUGCUUUUAUCUAUAUGUGCUUGUCUCUGGAGGAAACCCCCCACCCAAGAAAUUGAAGCCAUCUGCCAGUGUAGCCUGA
This is a messenger RNA of Lathyrus sativus (Indian pea), 699 nucleotides long. The record is from the annotation of a GenBank genome assembly. NCBI's taxonomy places the organism in Eukaryota, Viridiplantae, Streptophyta, Magnoliopsida, Fabales, Fabaceae.